AUGAUCUUUGUUUUGAUUUUCUCUAAAUUGAAAGGGGCGUUUUAUAAGAUAUUAAAAUUAUUAUGUUUGUAUUUAUUUUUAUAUGAAGAGGAAUAUGUUUUAUUUUAUGGCAAGGUGAAAUCAUUGAAUACAAAAACAAAUGCCGAAUGUACAUAUGUUGGAAUGAGGAAAGGUUUAAGAGUGAAACCUUUUAAAAAUAUAAAAGAUAAGAAUGGUUUGAAUAUUUUAUCUUCUUUUUGUAAGAGAAAUGAUAUUACUUGUUUUAAUAAGAUAAAUAAUUUUUUUUGUAUUGGAAAAAAUCGUUUUUUCAGAAAAAGAGAUAUAUUAUUUUAUUCUUAUAUAAUACAAAAUAUGUUUAUGAAAAGGAUAUAUAUGAAUAAAGGUAAAAGGAAUACUUAUUAUUUAAUAAAUGAACAUAUGAAAAAUGAUGAAUAUAUAGAUUGUAAUAGGCGUAAAUAUAAAAAGAAGUUAUUUAAUAUAUAUAUGGAAUAUAAUAAUAUGUUGUAUGAGGAAGGUGAUAAUUUUUAUGAUAAUUAUAAAUCUAAUUCUUUUCUUGAAAUUAAUAAUAAUCAAGUGAAUAUUCCUAUUGAUCUUUCAAGAUUUGAAAAAGAAGUAAGGAAACUCAUAGAAAUAUUAAAUUAUAAAAAUUUUCAUUUAAAUAUUACAUUUGUAAGUUUAGAAGAAAUGAAGAGAAUUAAUAAAAAGCAUCGAAAUAAAGAUAUGGCGACUGAUGUUAUAUCGAUAUUACAUUAUUUAGAUGAUCCAAAUUAUGAUUACAAUUAUGAUUUUUUAAAAAAUGCUAUAGGAGGGAAAAAGGGAUUUAAAUCAGGUGAUAUUUAUUUGUGUCCUGAGUAUAUAAAUAGGGAAUGUUUUUUGUCGAGAAUGAAUUAUGAGAAAAGUUUGUUGGACAAAAAAGGGGACAGUCUAGAAUAUGUGAGUGAAAUGAAGAAGAAUGUGACAGAUGAAACAUUUGAAGAUAUCACAGAAGGAAGUAUAAACAGAACAAGUUGUAAUGUUUAUGAUAUUAGUGUUGAUGAUAAUGAUGUUGGUAUAACAUCCUUUGAUAAAGUUUCAAAAAAUGUAGAUACAAAUAAAAUAUUGAACCCACGAGGGGUCAAUAAAUUGUUUUCCAAUAUUUUUAGUGUAAAUGAAAGAUUACCUUUUUAUGUAUUACAUGGAUUUGUACAUUUAAUGCAUAAGGAUCAUGAAAAUAAUGUAGAAGAAUAUAAUGAAUUUAUGGAUAUCGAAGAAAAUAUUAUAAAAAAAUAUAUGACCUUUAAUAAAUAUACACCUACCUUUUAUGCUCAUUAUAUUAUAGGAUUAGGAACCGAUAUUUUGUGUGUAUAUAGAAUUUAUAAAAUAUUAUUACUAAAGAAUAAAAAUAAAUUUCUUCAAAAAGUUUUAAAUUCAUUAGAAUAUAAAGAAUUAAUUCAACAAGAUGAUACUAUUAAAUAUAAUAUAGAAAAGCUAGCUAUAUAUAUAAGUAAAAAAUUUGCUGCAAAAGAAGCUAUCGUCAAAUCUAUUGGUAGAGGGUUAAGCUCGAUAUCAAAAUAUGGAAUAAGUAUGAAUGAUAUAGAAAUAAGAAAUGAUAAAUAUGGAAAACCACAUGUUUAUUUAUAUAACAAAGCAAAAAAAAUAGCUAGACAAUUAGGAAUCGUAAAAAUAUUCUUAUCCAUAAGUGACGAAAAAAUUUUUAAUAAUAAUAUAAAAAUAAAUAAUGUAAAUAAAAAAAAUUUUACAUGUUUAAUUCAUGCGCAAGCCUUAGCCGUAGGUUCAAAUAUAUAA
Molecule: messenger RNA, 1785 nt
Organism: Plasmodium falciparum 3D7
Lineage: Eukaryota; Apicomplexa; Aconoidasida; Haemosporida; Plasmodiidae
Gene: ACPS
Product: putative holo-[acyl-carrier-protein] synthase
Biological process (GO): rRNA processing; fatty acid biosynthetic process
Molecular function (GO): metalloendopeptidase activity; magnesium ion binding; holo-[acyl-carrier-protein] synthase activity
Source: RefSeq, a predicted model, not a curated record